Messenger RNA from Ostreococcus lucimarinus CCE9901, 1059 nucleotides. RefSeq lists its product with no specific name. NCBI's taxonomy places the organism in Eukaryota, Viridiplantae, Chlorophyta, Mamiellophyceae, Mamiellales, Bathycoccaceae. Gene Ontology annotation, cellular component: cytoplasm. Gene Ontology annotation, biological process: protein folding. Bases 1 to 1059 code for a protein of 352 amino acids. The transcript has a single exon. The record is from RefSeq and is a predicted model, not a curated record.
AUGUCGGACGACGAACCGCUCGACGCGGACGCGCGCACGGCGUGGCUUCGCUCGAAGGGCGUCGUCAUCGAAACGCGCGAGGACCGCGAAGCCGCGCGCGCGGCGGCGCGGCGCGGCGACGGCGCGGCGAUCGAGCGCGACGGGCCGACGCGGAGUUUUACGUACGUGAAGAUCCCGUGCGACGACGACGAGGCGCUCGAGGAGCGGACGCUGACGAUCGGGGAGGGGCAACCCGGGGACGCGCUGCCGGCGGCGCUGCGGACGGCGUUCGCGGGCGGCGGCGAGGUGGACGCGGAGAAAGCGAAAGCGGAGGCGGUGCGAGCGCUCGGUGCGCGAGGGAUGGGGAUAUCGAGCGAGGCGAUCGCGCGGGAGACCGCGGGUGGGUCGACGGAGACGUUCGCGUUGGUGCGGCCGAGCGAGGCGAACGGGUGGCGCGGCGUGUACCUGUACCUGGACGAGGUCGGAAUGUUGAAGGGAUUGCCGAUCAAUCGAAGAGCGGGACGAUUGGCGCAGGAGUGCGGAUUCGAUGGGGUGAACUUCCACGGCGAUAUGUUCAUCGGUCGCGUGCAAACGAAGCCCGAGCCCAUGCGAAGCGUUGAUUUUCCUUUGAGCGAUUUGGACUCGAGCGCGCAGUGGAUGCGCAUGGCGACGAUGGAAAACGUUGAAUAUAGCAAAGGAUUGAAAGAGUUAGAGGCGGCGAUGGGUAAAAACGGUGGAUUGGAGAAGAUUAACAUGACUGGCGACGCGUCCGACGUGGCGUCGACCGGAAACGGCAUGCCGAGCGGUAAGGGAGUAAACUACCGCUGGUCGCAAACCGAAGACGAAGUCGAAGUCUCCGUCGACGUCGCCCCGGGCACGGUUUCUAAAUCCGUCCGCGUCCUAUUCAAACCCUCUCAAUUCAUCGUCAAAGUUAACGACGAGGUGGUGUGCGACUUGAGCGGUCUUCACGCCCCGAUUCGUCCCGACGAGUGCACGUGGACGAUGGGCGUCGACGAGGUCUGCGUCUCGCUCGCCAAGCGCGACGACGAGCGUUCCUGGCGCGCCCUCGUCGGCGCGUGA